Molecule: messenger RNA, 3594 nt
Organism: Salmo salar (Atlantic salmon)
Lineage: Eukaryota; Metazoa; Chordata; Actinopteri; Salmoniformes; Salmonidae
Product: glutathione hydrolase 1 proenzyme
Biological process (GO): glutathione catabolic process; peptide modification; regulation of immune system process
Cellular component (GO): plasma membrane
Molecular function (GO): glutathione gamma-glutamate hydrolase
Source: RefSeq, a predicted model, not a curated record
AGAUACUUACAGGAGCAGUUAGGGUUAAUUAAGUGCCUUGCUGAAGGGCACAGUGACAGAUUUUUCACCUAGUCGACUCAGGGAUUCAAACCAGUGACUUUUCAGUUUCUGGGCCAAUGCUCUUAACCGCUAGGCUACCUACUUCUGUUCCUGUCUGCUUUUUCCAGAGUAACACCAAUCGUGCUUUUAUGGAGGUGUAGGUUAAAGUUGAACAGCAUUGUAAUAGUUACACAUUGAGAGCUAUUGCCUAGAUGGUGCUAUGUACUGCUCAACUUACUGAGAGGACCGUGACAAAGCCACUGUCAACCAGUCUGUUCCAGAGGCCUGAGAGACACCAAGAAAGAUGGUCCAUAAGUCCAUAGUGGUGGGUCUGGUGGUGCUGCUGGUGGCAGCCGUGAGCACUUUUGUGGGAGUUUUCUGUGGUUUGGGGAGUAGGAGGUCCUCGAAUGACCAUUCCUACUCAAGGGCUGCCGUGGCAGCCGAUGCUGGCCAAUGCUCAGAAAUCGGCAGAGACACGUUGCAGAAAGGGGGCUCUGCAGUGGAUGCAUCUAUUGCUGUCUUGCUGUGUGUUGGGCUGGUGAAUGCCCACAGCAUGGGCAUUGGAGGAGGUCUCUUCUUCACCAUCUAUAAUGCCACAACUGGAAAGGUAGAGACCAUUGAUUCCAGAGAGACGGCUCCCGCCAACGCAACAGAGGACAUGUUUGGGAAUAGCACCCAGUUAGCCAAGAAGGGAGGGUUGUCCAUCGCCAUACCAGGGGAGAUCCGUGGGUAUGAGAUGGCACACAAACGCCAUGGAAAAUUGCCAUGGAGAGAGCUUUUCCAGCCUGCAAUCCAGUUGGCACGGAAAGGCUUUCCUUUGGGCAGGGCAUUGGCCACCGCUAUUUCCAAGAACAGGGAAACCAUCAUCUGUGACACAGCUUUAUGUGAGGUGUUUUGUGACAAAAACGGUAGCAUCCUUAAGGAAAAUGACACCAUCACCUUUCCUAAACUCGCUGACACCUAUGAAAUAAUAGCAAAUGAGGGACCUAAUGCUUUUUACGAAGGGCCGCUGGCAGAGAACCUUGUGAAGGACAUUCAGGCUUCAAAUGGUAUCAUCACACUGGAUGACCUAAAGAAAUACAAGCCUUUUUUGGAUGAGAAUCCUCUCAAUGCUACUGUGGGGGAGUACACCAUGUUUGUACCCAACGCCCCCGCCAGUGGCCCUGUCCUGUCCCUCAUACUCAACAUCCUGGAUGGAUACAACUUCACCUCAGACAGUGUCUCCAGCACUGAGAAGAAGAUCCUCACGUACCACCGCAUGGUCGAGGCCUUCCGUUUCGCCUAUGCCAAGCGAAGCAUGCUGGGAGAUCCACAAUUCCUCUGCAUCUCUGAUCUCAUCCACAACAUGACCUCAGAUUACUUUGCCGAUGCCCUCCGUCAGAAGAUUACAGAUGAUACCACCCAUCCCAUGAACUACUAUGAGCCGGAGUACUUUGUCCCCGAGAACCAUGGGACAGCACAUCUGUCUGUGGUGGCAGAGGACGGGAGUGCAGUGGCAGCCACCAGCACCAUAAACCAUUUGUUUGGCUCCAAAGUCAUGUCGCAUUCUACAGGAAUCCUCCUCAACAAUGAGAUGGAUGACUUCAGCUCCCCCCUCAUCACGAAUGGAUAUGGAGUGCCUCCUUCACCAAACAACUUCAUCAGACCAGGUAAGAGGCCCUUGUCCUCUAUGUGUCCAGUCAUUCUCUUUGACAAGGGGAGCAAGGAAGUCAAGAUGGUGGUGGGGGGCUCAGGAGGAACAAAGAUCACCACGGCAACUGCCACGGUGAUUCUCAAUGCGCUGUUCUUUAACCAAGACCUGAAGAAAGCUGUGGCAGAUCCCAGAAUCCACAACCAGCUGAGUCCCAACACCACACUGGGAGAGCCCGGGUUUGACGAGAGGGUGAUGGAUGGUCUGGCCUUGAAGAACCAUGAGACAGAGUUCCUGACAGCCACAGGUGCUGUGGUUCAGGCAGUGGUGCGCCAGGGGGACCGGCUUCAUGCUGAAUCUGACCCCAGGAAGUGGGGCUAUACCGCUGGGUACUGAGACCAACCACACGAGCCCGCUUCUAGGGCUGGGAAUUGCCAGGGACCUCACAAUACGAUAUCACGAUACUUAGGUGCCGAUAUAUGUAUACGAUUCCCACAAUUAUAUAUUUAUUGUGAUUCGAUACUGCAAUUUUAUGUUCCAAACAUAUUGCUCACGAUAUGUCUACUGCAGAGAGACAAAAGACACCAUGAGAAAAUGAGUUUUAAUCAGUCAUGGAAAUAAAAAGUGCUGAAACCAUGUCAGCUCACUAUUUAAAAAGAUGGAGAACAACCUAUAAGAUUAAAAAUACCAGAGUUUUGGCACAGGUAAGCCGACUAGCUCUAGCUAAAGCUCCCUAAUUUUUCCCAAAUCAAUACUUGGAGUCAAAGUAUCAAUAUAACAUUGUCCAAAAUAAUAGCGAUAUGUAACUGUACAGAUUUUUUCCACCAUCAUUACCUGCUCCCUCAAACUGAGACCCAUACAGACAUCCCAGUUUACACAUACUGAGACCCAUACACACAGCCAUGCUUCCACAGACAGGCUGGCUGACUAGGCAUCCGAUUCAGAUGAAAACCACCUCCCACAGACUAUAUUACAAACCAACAGAAACGUACACACAUUCCUCUCCUCAUCUCGGUAAUGACCUACAACCUAUGACCUUAGUCCUCUCUGGUAAACCAGGUCCACCUUUCAUUGGUGUCAUAAUGUGGAGAGAAACUACCCUCCAACGUCUCCUCUCUUAUCCUGUCUUUGAUGACCAAGUAUACCUCAGUCUGAUAUACAGAAAUAGAGCAAUUCAUUAUCCACAGUUCUCCUCCACUUCACUUUAAUUUGAUUAUUAUUCGCUACUGUCUGUACCAUCUCAAUAUUUCAUAUUCCAAUUAACAGUGCCAUCUCUAUAUUCAUGUUUGUCUUUCAUCGGUCAGAAUAGGAAAGGUAACGACUGGUGCUUUUAUUUUGAGAUUAUUAUCAUCAUCAGAGUUUGCCUAAUAUAUAUAUCAUUUGUGUUGCUUUUGAGAAGACUUGCUAUUAGUUCAAGAUCAAUCAUUUACAAUAUAUAUCCAUAGAACAGUUUAAGGAUGUAAUGUUCACAAGACUACAACAAUUUGAUCAGCAUUGACCAACAAUGAAAACACAGGUAAUCAGACAGAGUUUCAAAGAGUAAAAGAGGGCUUACUUCAGGGUGUAAUUGUUCUCACAUGUGAACAUGUAAACAUAUUUAUUGAUGAUCAUCUCGUAAGGUGUUCCAUUGUCACGCCCUGACCUAUUAGAGCUGUUUUUCUCUGUUUAGUUAGGUCAGGGUGUGAUAUGGGGUGGGCAUUCUAUGUGUUGUGUUUCUAUGUUUUGGCCGGGUAUGGUUUCCAAUCAGAGGCAGCUGUCUAUCGUUGUCUCUGAUUGGGAGCCAUACUUAGGCAGCCUUUUUCCACCUGGUUUGUGUGGGUAGUUGUUUUCUGUUUCGUGUAUGUCACCUGACAGAACUGUUGGCUGUCAUUUUGUUUCUUUGUCAAAGUGUUUCGUUUUCAUUAAAUAUAAUUAUGAGCACUCAA